Prorocentrum cordatum is the source of this 360-nucleotide messenger RNA. The record is from the annotation of a GenBank genome assembly. Lineage: Eukaryota; Dinophyceae; Prorocentrales; Prorocentraceae.
AUGUCUCUCGGUGAGCCCCGAGGUCGAGAGCGCAGCGGACGGCGCCCUCGACGAGCUCGACCCGCGACGGACUCUGCUGAGCUGCCGGGGCCCGCGGCUCCGACGGCGUGCCGUGAGCUCGGACGCUGGUGUUCUACGUGGCUCUGCGUCCUGGGCACCUCUGGCAGCGCUUCUGCCAGCCACGACCGGCAGGCUGCGGUGCCAGCGGGGUCGUUGCGCAUUGCGACCGCCGCGGCCAGUCCUAGAAUUUGUGUGAGCUUGGGGUGGAUGCCCUUCGAGCUUCCAUGGACCACCACCUCCACACCUCUUGGCGCUGGUAACAGCAAAGUCGAUGGUAUUUCGGUUGCAAGUGUCCCAUAA